AUGCUUCAUUCAUAUAUUAAUGAACAUCCAAAAGUUAGAGUACAAGACAACAGACUAGUCGCAUCUGAAUACAUCAAAUCUGGUUCAACCAUACUUGUUCAACCACCAUUGGCAUCCGUCCCAUUACCAGCCAAACGCCAUCAGAGAUGUAACUACUGUCUAAGAAAGGCACAGUUGCAAUGCUGCUCUCGCUGCAGAUCAGCAUAUUUCUGUAGCAACGAAUGCUUUCGAAACGCUUGGCUUCAUUUUCACCGAGUCUUGUGCGAGCCUCAAGUAACAGACAUUUACAAAGAUGUGGACGCAGAUCGAUGGCUAUUGGAGAGAGCUGCCUUGACGCUCCAUAGUCACGAUCGUCUGAAUAAGCAACAUUCGCACUCUCCGUCCCACUUACCAUUCGCUAUCCACGCUCUACAGUUACACACACCCAACUACCAAGGUACACAGCAACACAACAACACCGUGGAGGAUGUAGCAAAGUUCUUGGAGCCGUUCGAUUGCCAGAUAUCACAACAAGAUCUCGAUACACUUUGGUAUAGAAUCAAGCUGUGCUCGUUUCCUAUUGUGGAUCCCGAGCACCACAUGGAUCAGGUAGCUGUCGGUGUGUACCCCAUCACAUCCUUGUUUGUUGGUCACUCGUGCCGACCCAAUGCCGCUGUUCUCUACAAGCAAGGCACACAAUCUCUCUUGACGUUGGACGACAUCUUGCCUGGAGAACCUAUCACCAUCGCUUAUGUGGACAUUGUCAGCACAAAGACACAAAGAACUCAAGCGUUGAAAGAAAAGUUUGGACAGGAGUAUGCAUGUCAUUGCACACGAUGUGAGGGGGAUUUGGCUAUCGUGGAUGUGGCUUUGGAUAAAGGCGAAUCGCUUAAACUCACAGAGCAAGAUGGGUUGGAGUUGAUGAGCAAACAUAUCAGAUCAUGGUCAGUGCUUGACAUGGUAAAACACGCCGAGACAAAAGAGAAAGACAGUUGGUCACCUAUCCAAGUUCUGGAGCCACCAGAAUUUACUCAUUUUGUGAGUCGAAUCGCUGCACCCGAUAUUUACUUUGCUUCGAUUGAUGACAGAAAACGCCACACAGACAACAUGUACAAAGUGUACAUGAAGGAGGACAGAGCACAUCUACUGCAACGUAUUCCCACUGCUAUGGCUGCUUUGUUGAAUGUCCCAGAGGUGCCUGCCUUCACAUUAGCCUCUAUUCAUGCGGCCGAAAAGCUGCUCGCACAACGUAUAUCCGAAGGCAAAUGGGUCGAAACGUCUCGAUGUGCCUUGUAUCUAUUUGUCAUUUACCGCCUGAUGUACCCUCCCCUUCACCCAAAUCUCGCUUAUCACACACUCAUCUUGGCAAGGUCUGGAUGGAAUGCUCUGGUUGAGAUGGAGUUGAUUGGUGUCGAAAAGAAGCUGGAGCGAAUUUACGCUAAUGGCACUAGAGCAUGGAUCGAACUGGCUAGAAAUGCCAUUGAUGUCACCUUUGGAAGAGAGUCAAGUCUAUGGAGAGAUGUCAUUGAGCUCCAAUGGGUCUAUGAACGUGAGCGUAAAGUGAAAGGUACAGUAUAA
Molecule: messenger RNA, 1557 nt
Organism: Mucor velutinosus
Lineage: Eukaryota; Fungi; Mucoromycota; Mucoromycetes; Mucorales; Mucoraceae
Exons: 1
Coding region: 1-1557 (518 amino acids)
Cellular component (GO): nucleus
Molecular function (GO): protein binding
Source: RefSeq, a predicted model, not a curated record